CUUCGAUGUUUUCUUGGAUCGACCUUUUUUCCAUUUCAUGGUGACCCAUUUAUUUGGCAAUUUUCCAAAACCGAUUAGCUGGAUAUUUCAAGCAAAGAUAAAAAAAUAAAAAGAAAGGAAAAGCAAUUUGACAUGUUUAAGUUGGGUGGGCCAUUUUUUUUAUGGUGUCGUCUAUACUUGUCAUAGCUCCAAAAAUAGGCUCGUCAACGUGAUUGAAAUAAAAAUAAAAGAAAAAAAAAUAUAGAAAAUACCACUUUAGCCUAGUGCCAAUGACGUACUUGAGACGGGACUUGACGGCAGCUUUAACCCGUUGGAAAUUUUAGAGUCAAUCUCCGGGUGGUCCAAAUGGUUUCAUCAAAACGACAAUACUUUAUGUUCAAGAAAACAUAUGCACAUGUUUUUUAAAUUUCAUUGUUAUUUGAUCAUCAGGAUUUAUUGCUGUGUUACAUUAGCAGAUAGCCAUUUCUUUAUGGAUAUUGUUGCUUUGGUAACUGGUGGAGCAUCAGGAAUUGGAAAAAGUAUUGUCGAAAUGAUUAUUACAAAUGGAGGUAAAGCUGUCAUAGCUGAUAUUGAUCCUCAAGGAAAAUAUGUUGCUAUUAAUUUCGGUGAAAAUGCAGCUUUCAUAAAUACAAAUGUUAUUUAUGAAAAAUCAGUAGACAAUGCUUUAAAUUUUGCAAAUGAAAAAUUUGGUAAAGUGAAUGUUGUUAUAAAUAGUGCUGGUAUUCAUGGAGGUGAAGAAGGUGGUUAUGAUUUAAAUAAUGAUAAGCCACAUUCACUUGAAGAGUAUAAAAAAAUAUUUGAAGUUAAUACAUUUGGUACAUUUAAUGUGAUAACUCGAUCAAUUCGUUUUUUAAAAAAAAAUCAACCAAAUGAAGAUGGCCAAAGAGGAGUUUUAAUAAAUUUAGGCAGUGUUGCUGCUUAUGGAAUUGGUUAUCGUAAUAUAACUUACAGUUCGUCCAAAGCUGCUGUUAUGGCAAUGACAGAAACAGCAGCAAGACAUGUCGCUUCUGUGGGUAUACGAGUGGUCACAAUCGCCCCAAGCAUUGUAGAAACAUCUCAUGUUUCAAAAAAAAUUGAAAAUGUUGCUGGUUAUUUUACAUGUGCAAUGUUUCAAAAAAAAAAUAACACAAAGACAGUCGAGGUUCCUCACUUAAUAAAAUUCAUUAUCGAAAGUCAUUUUGUCAAUGACGAGAUUAAUCAUACUGAUGUAAAUAAAAAAAAAAAAAAAAAAAUUGUUGCAUUAAUAACAGGCGGAGCAUCAGCAUCCAAUAAACGUUCACCAAUAUUAAUUACUGGACAAUUCAAAGCAAUGGCCAUAUUUGCAUCAGCGAUCGUUUUGGCAAUUGUUAAUGCAGCAGCUACUGGAUUACCUCCUGGAAUAAUUUUUUCAAAUGCUGAUGAUGUUGUUGCAUUAAUAACUGGUGGAGCUUCUGGAAUUGGUGCAAACACAGCAGAAAUGAUUAUUAAAAAUGGUGGUAAAGUGAUAAUAAGUGAUAUAAAUCUUCAAGGUAAACAAGUGGCUGAUAAACUCGGUGAUAAUGCCUCGUUCUUCCAAACUGAUGUAACCUCAGAAAAAUCAGUAGAUGAAACAUUGGAAUUUAUUAAAAAUAAAUAUGGAAAAUUAAAUGUUUUGAUAAAUUGUGCUGGUCUUGUUGGUGAAGGAACAAUUUAUGAUUUUAAAAAUAAUAAACCCCAUUCACUUGAUGAGUUUAAAAAAAUGUUUGAAGUUGAUACAUUUGGAACAUUCAAUGUUAUGACAAGAUCAAUUGGUUUAAUGAAAGAGACAGUACCAGAUGAAGAUGGAUAUCGAGGUGUUAUUAUUAAUAUUGGUAGUGUUGAUGGCCUUGGUGCUGGACACCAGUAUCUUGCUUAUGGCGCAUCAAAAGCAGCUGUUAUGUCUAUGACGGAAACAUCAGCAAGACACUUGGCUUGUGUGGGAAUUCGAGUUGUUGCUAUUGCUCCGAGUAUCAUCAAAACACCAUUAUUAGAUGAUUUAACAGAAGACGAACUUGUUUCGUAUACAAAUGAACAAAUGUUUCCAGUAAGACCUGGAAAAAUGGAUGAAGUUUCUCAUUUGAUUAAAUGUAUCAUUGAAAAUAAUUUUAUCAAUGCUGAAAUUAUACGUCUUGAUGCUGGUCAUCGUCCAAGCAAUAUCAUGUUGUAAAUUUUUUUUCUUUUUUAACUAUGCAAUUCAAAUAUUGAUUUUGAUAUGUUGUUAUUUUUUAAAUACAUCUUUGUUGUUUUUAAUAAAUGUA
Molecule: messenger RNA, 2255 nt
Organism: Aphidius gifuensis
Lineage: Eukaryota; Metazoa; Arthropoda; Insecta; Hymenoptera; Braconidae
Product: peroxisomal hydratase-dehydrogenase-epimerase-like
Exons: 12
Coding region: 389-2164 (591 amino acids)
Biological process (GO): fatty acid metabolic process; androgen metabolic process; estrogen metabolic process
Cellular component (GO): mitochondrion
Molecular function (GO): estradiol 17-beta-dehydrogenase [NAD(P)+] activity
Source: RefSeq, a predicted model, not a curated record